UAUGCGCAACACCACUCCCAAAGUCACAGAAAAUAAUGUCUCAUUCAUGUUUUGGACUUUAAAGCGACGGACUUUUGCCAUGCUGCUGCUGUCAUUGCUCAUAUGCGCCAGUCCGAUUGCGCUGGCGCAACUGGAGGAGGAUUUUGAUCCAGAUUUGGCAGAUUUUGAUUUGGAUAUUGCUCCGCGUAGAGUUCCACGGCAGGUGAAAACUAUAUUAACAAAGGAAACCAAACCUCACAUCCAGGAGCUGACCAUCAAGACCACCAUCAUCUCCCGCUAUGCCUUCACCGCGGUGUACUGCUCUAUGCUGAACCGCCACUCAGCCGCAGCUGAGGGGGUCUUUCAGUUCCAGCUGCCCGCUGACGCUUAUGUGUCCAACUUCACAAUGAUCAUCGGGGGGCGUGUCUAUCAGAGCGAGGUCAAGCCAAAGGAAAAGAGGGUCAAACAGCAAAAUGGCAGAGGCAAAAACAAAGACUCAAGUGACACAAGUCCUGAACCUGAGGUAGAGGUUUUCCAGAUGGCUGCCAACAUUCCAGGUCGCAACAGAGCUGUGUUUCUUCUUACCUAUGAGGAGCUACUGCAGCGACGCCUGGGUCGCUAUGAACAUGUGACCAGCCUGCGACCUAUGCAGUUGGUUAGCCGCCUCAGCUUGGAUGUCACCAUAGUUGACCAGUCCCCUAUUACAGACCUGGAGGUGCUGCCACUGCGCAAUGGCAGAGCCAAUGGUGGUGGCAGUGCUGGGUCAACUAGCCCCAAAGCAGCAGCCAAACCAGAGCUCCCAGUGACUACAGUGAUCAAAAAUGAGAAGAACGUGUGCAGGAUCACCUUUAGUCCAAACAUUGUCCAGCAGGCUAAGAUCACUACCAAUGGCAACUUGGGAGACUUUGUGAUCCACUAUGACAUCCAAAGAGACAUGGGGAUCGGAGACAUACAAGUUUUAAAUGGACAUUUUGUCCAUUACUUUGCACCAAAAGACCUUCCUGCUGUCCCAAAGAACGUGGUGUUUGUGAUCGACACCAGUGCGUCCAUGGUGGGGACAAAGAUCCGACAGACCAAGGACGCCCUGUUCACUAUUUUGAGAGAUCUUCGUCCUGGAGACAGAUUCAACUUCAUUAGCUUCUCCAAUAAGAUCAAAGUUUGGAAACCAAAUGGCCUCGUCCAGGUCACGCCCCUAAACGUCAGAGAUGCCAAGAAGUUCAUAUACAUGUUGCUGCCCACUGGAGGCACCAACAUCGAUGAUGCCAUCAAGACAGGCUCCAAACUCCUCCAACACGACCUCUCAGGUCCUCACGCGAGUCCCAACAGCGUCUCUCUCAUCAUUUUUCUCACGGAUGGCCGACCGACUGUCGGGGAGCGCCAGUCCACUGCUAUUUUGGGAAACACACGUUCGGCGGUGGAGGAGAAGUUUUGUAUCUUCACAAUUGGGCUCGGCAAUGAUGUGGAUUACAGGCUGCUGGAGCGCAUGGCUUUGGAAAACUGUGGAAUGAUGAGGCGCAUUCAUGAGGAGGCCGAUGCCAGUGCCAUGCUCAAGGGGUUCUACGAUGAGAUAGGAACACCUCUGCUGUCUGACAUAAGGAUCAACUACACAGAAGAUUCGGUGCAGUAUGUCACUCAGCACUUCUUCACCAACUACUUCAACGGCUCUGAGAUCAUCAUCGCUGGCAAACUAGCCAAUCAGAGUGCGGAAUCGUUGCAUGUCCAAGUGACUGCGAGCAACAACGACAAAAGCAUAAUCCUGGAGACGGACGUCCCGCUGCGACACCGACAGAUCGAGACAGCAAAACACAUAAAAGCAGCCUCAGCAGCUCUUGCAGCAGCUAAACCACCGGGGUCAGGUGUUGGAAAAGAGCUAGUCAGCUUGGCUUCACUUGCAGAGGACUUUGUGGAACGCCUUUGGGGAUUCCUGAGUGUUAAGGAGGGUCUACGUUCAAGGUUGCGCAGCAAAACCAGCAAAGAGAGAGAAGAUCUCACCCGGCAGGCCACCAAUUUGUCCCUCACCUAUCACUUUCUCACCCCUCUCACCAACCUGGUGGUGGAGCGGCCUGAGGUUUUAGCCGAUGGUACGAUGGCCCCGGCACCCACUCUCCCCCCGGCUCCUGUUGAGCCUGUGGACUCUGUCAAUGAACUUCCUGGUGAAAGUGACAAUGGGAAUCUGGAUAACCUGGACAAGAAGAAGGCAGAGAGCCAAAGUCUUAGUCUGAGCAACAAGAUAGGCAGGUUUGAGCGGCUGCCAGCCAAGAAAUCUGUCACCAUCUCAAAAACAUCAGCUGAUGGAGACCCUCAUUUUGUGGUGGACUUCCCUCUCAGUAAACUGACAGUGUGCUUCAACAUCAACGGAGAACCAGGUCACAUUCUCGGUCUGGUGUCGGAUCAUAAGCAUUCUGGUGUGACGGUGAACGGUAAAUUGAUUGGCGCGCCAGCUCCUCCUGGCAGCCACAAGAGCCAGCGCACCUACUUCAGCACCAUCACCAUCGUGGCGGACCGACCUAAGCGAGCCUACAUUGAGGUGACGACUAAGAAAGUCAUCCUGGACGGACGGGAUCGCAUGGUCCUGCCUUGCCACACAACAGUGGCUGUGGACAGCGGAGUUCUCUCUGUGUCAAUCGUCGGAAAAUCGAACGUGACCGUGACCAUUGGAGGAAACAUCAGUUUUGUGAUCCUGCUGCACCACUACAAGAACCCAGCACCCUACCAGAGGGACCACCUGGGGUUCUACAUUGGGAACAGCAAGGGGCUGUCACACAACAGCCACGGCCUACUGGGUCAGUUCCUGUAUGAGGAAGUUGGUCUGGCUAAGUUUGAAACUGAAGGACAAUUGAAACCUUCAAUGGCGCUGAAGGUGAAGGACCGGUCAGUGCCAGUGGUCCAAAAGAGUCGAAGGAUCUACAGCGGGACUCAGAACGUGGACUGCUGGUUUGUCAAGAACAACGCCGCUAAACUCAUUGACGGACAAUAUGAGGAUUAUUUGAUGUCGCACAUGUUUGACACUGGGGACUGUCCGCACGACAGCAACAGAGAGUGAGACAAGUGCAGGAGUUUGAAUAUCAGACUUGCAUCUUUGAAUGUUUAAAUUUACAUUUGAGUUUUUGCCAGAAAGUUGAGUGACCAUUUUACUGGUUUGAAACAAAGGAAGGAUGUUCAUUUAGCCUUUGUCUGGUACUCUGUGGUCAAUAUCUUCAGUCCUUGAAAUAUCUUAUAGGAACAAUAGACGACAAAGUGAAACAGCGUGUUUGGAAUAACAGCAAUGCGAAUAGGUUUUAGAUAUUUAUGAAGUUAAUAGAGUUGUUUUGUUUCAUGAACGGUUUGGAAUUACCCUUCUUGAGGUUCCCUCUCCUGACCUCAGGUUGUAGAUGCCUGUUCUUAGAGGACAAAAGGUCGUGUUGGUCACUCUUAAUACGUGACACAUUACAAGUUAUAAUUCCUCUUUGAGUUAAAUUGAACAGCAAGUAAGCGAAAAGGAUUUUACUACUCAUACAGUCUCAACGUGUUUAAACAAGCCUAAAUAAGCUUACCAUACUGCAACAAGCUAGCUGGCCUGCACGCUCGUCUUUACUUCUCUACUGUGUCUGAAGUCAUCGCAAAUAUAACUUAUGAGAGGAGACGGCAUCAGAGUUAGA
Molecule: messenger RNA, 3617 nt
Organism: Synchiropus splendidus (mandarinfish)
Lineage: Eukaryota; Metazoa; Chordata; Actinopteri; Syngnathiformes; Callionymidae
Gene: itih5
Product: inter-alpha-trypsin inhibitor heavy chain 5
Exons: 14
Coding region: 2-3022 (1006 amino acids)
Biological process (GO): hyaluronan metabolic process
Molecular function (GO): serine-type endopeptidase inhibitor activity
Source: RefSeq, a predicted model, not a curated record